Molecule: messenger RNA, 2412 nt
Organism: Fomitopsis serialis
Lineage: Eukaryota; Fungi; Basidiomycota; Agaricomycetes; Polyporales; Fomitopsidaceae
Exons: 18
Coding region: 1-2412 (803 amino acids)
Biological process (GO): protein phosphorylation
Molecular function (GO): protein kinase activity; ATP binding
Source: RefSeq, a predicted model, not a curated record
AUGCUCGCUGCAGCGACCUCCUUCUUUGCGCGCACGAAUAUCUCUCAGUCGUAUAAUAUCGGCGGUCCAUCCUUGACUGGAAGCCGCUCAUCGACACCAGGUCCAUCGGGUCCCUCGACGUCUGCGAUACCGACUGCGACUGCACAUGCACCUCCGUUCAAUGUCGGGCCAUGGCGAGUGCAGUCGGCCACCCACAAGACGACGGCGAAGCGUGUCUCUGUCUGGAGUGCGGACAAGCGUAGUCAGGAGAUGGACCGGAUGGGUCCCGCGUCAAGGGAGAGGACAAUCGAAGUGUUGAAGACAGAGGUACGUCGCUAUGCCGCUGGUCAGAAGGCCAUAACGUCUGACGAGCUGACGGCGUGGUGGUACAAGGCUUCUGCCUGUCUAGGCUGCGGCAUCCGUGUAUUCUGGGUGGUUGAACCACUGGAGGAGACCAGAAGCGAACUCAUAUUUGCAACUGAGCCAGUGCUCUCGUCCCUCCAUCUAUCCGUGCCGGGCUCCUUCCAAUAUACCCCUUUGGUCGAAUUGGACGAGGUUGAGAUCCAGAAGGGGAUCCUGCAAGUCUGCAAGGGGCUCUCGUUCUUGCACACGUCUGCUCGUACGAUUCACACGAAUCUGACUCCGGAGAGUAUCCUCAUCAACAGCGCUGGUGACUGGAAGAUUUCUGGGCUCGGGCUGACGAUCCCGCUCUCUGCGCCCGGGGGAGGCCCCACGCGUUGGGAGUUUCCGACCUUCGAUGGGAGAGUGUCUCCAUACACACAGCGCUCCUUUGACUACAUGGCACCCGAGUACGCGUUGGACGAGGUCCUGGACCCAGCGUCAGAUCUGUAUUCGCUAGGCUGCCUGAUCUCUCUCCGCGAGAACGCUGGCAAGCCCUUGUCUGGCAUGGAGCGUCUCGACCCAGAUCUGCGAAAUCGCUCACGUCCCGAGGCUAGCCCUUCUCGGCGCCCUCAUCGCACGACAUCCGCAGAGCAGACCAUCGCCUGGUUCCCUCCCUCCAUGCGUUCUUCUCCUCAUGCCAUCUCGACGCUUAACUUCCUGGACCGAUCGAACUUCGCAGCGAAGACCCUAGAGGAGAAGAUAUCAUUCAUGAAGGUCUCACAGGCGUCCUUGCAAAUUCUCGAGGGCCUACGGACACGCAAAAUUCUACCAUCGCUCCUUGAGGAGAUGAAAGACACACAGCUGCUCCAUAUAUAUUGCCUAAUAUAUUCGCCAUCUCGCAGAUCCUAUCGAACCACCAGCGAACAUGCUGACGCUAUUGGAAACCUCCAAAUGCUCCAAGAGAAGACGGAGAAGCCUGUCUUCCGCGAGCACGUUCUGCCGCUUGUCUAUAAUGCGUUGGAGUCGGAGCAUGCUGUCGUGCAAGAACGGGCAUUGAGAUGCGUGCCAGACUUGUGCGAAUCGAUAGAUUACGCAGAGGUCCAGGGUGUCCUAUUCCCUCGUGUCGCUCUUGUCUUCACCAAAACACGGAUCUUAUCCGUCAAGGUCGCUACGUUGCAGACGUUCCUCGCAAUGGUGAAGACAUUAGAUCAGACGAGUCUUACGCAGAAACUCGUGCCUCUGCUGUCGAAGAUCAGGACCAAGGAACCCGCUGUCACUAUGGCCACGCUGGCUGUUCAAGAGGCUACGGGCAUGAAAGUGGACCGCGAAGCUGUCGCAACGUUGGUGUUGCCACAAUUGUGGGGAUGUCCAUGGGUCCUUUCAAGCGGUUCAUGGAGGUCAUUCGUAAACUCGGUGAUCGUGUCGAACGGGAACAUGACCACUGCCAACGGAACGGGAACACCAUCGCUAGGCGGUGCUGUCGACUUCGAGAGCCUAGUGAGCAAUGGAACAGCUGUCAGCAACGGCUCUCUGGCCACAGUGAAGGCCGAUACCGUCAUCGACUCGUCGAAGAACUGGGAGGAUGACGUUUGGGGAAGCAUAUUCACGACAACCCUGCUUCCCGGAUUUUCGCCUGCAAUAUCACCACCACCUGCAGUGAUGCAGCCCUCACAACCCUCCCAGCCCCAAACGCAGUCCUUACCUUCGUCUCCGAGACUGUCGACGACGCGUAUUAACUCUGCCGCGAAGGGAACUCUCAAUCGGCAGAGCCGUGGUCUUGCUCCAGCACAACACAGGCCAUCCCUAUCAUCAGGGACUAUGCAGGCGGCGACGCCGUCGUUUAUGUCUAGCCAGGCGCCAGCUCCGAAUUACAACAUCUCGCUCACGGCGACGCCACCACUGACCUCCAUGUCGUCACCGCCUCUGACCUCGAUGGGUGCGCCAGCCAUGACUAUGUCUACGCCACCCCUGUUCGCAUCAUCACCAAGUAUGAGUGCCCCGCUUGUACCGUCCAAGCCUGCGCAGCCAUCUUGGUCAAUGCCGAAACAACUCACGAAGGAUGAUUGGGGCGAUUUCGAUCCAUUAGCGUAG